This is a messenger RNA of Magnusiomyces paraingens, 1110 nucleotides long. RefSeq lists its product as uncharacterized. Gene Ontology annotation, molecular function: branched-chain-amino-acid:2-oxoglutarate transaminase activity. Lineage: Eukaryota; Fungi; Ascomycota; Dipodascomycetes; Dipodascales; Dipodascaceae. The transcript has a single exon. Gene Ontology annotation, cellular component: mitochondrion. The coding region runs from base 1 to 1110 and encodes 369 amino acids. Gene Ontology annotation, biological process: L-valine biosynthetic process; L-leucine biosynthetic process. The record is from RefSeq and is a predicted model, not a curated record.
AUGUCCUCCUCGUCGUUCCAGUUUAAAGAUACCAUCAUCACAAAGACCUCUGCACCCAAGUCUUCAGAAGGCCUCCCACCUUACUCCAAUACCGACCACAUGGUCGAGAUUGACUGGACCGUUGCCGAUGGCUGGACCGCCCCCCGCAUAGUGCCGUACGCUCCUCUCGCUCUCGAUCCUACGGCAUCGUGUCUCCACUACGCCACUCAGUGCUUCGAAGGCCUCAAGGCUUUCCGUUCCCAAGAUGGAAAGUCGCUUCGUCUUCUCAGACCUGAGCUUAACCUUGCUCGCCUCAAUGUCUCCGCCGAGCGUGCCUCGCUCCCAACUUUUGAUGCAGACGAACUGCUCAAGGUCCUUGUCAAACUGCUUUCUAUUGACGGCCACUUUGUCCAACCUGGGUCUUUUGUUUACAUUAGACCAUACUUGAUUGGCACCAUGACUGGUCUGGGUGUCUGCGCUCCUACCAGCGUCAAGCUUGGUAUUGUCAUGGUUCUCAUGCCCAGCUGGAGUGACAAACCUCUCCGUCUUUACUCCUCCAACCCCAAGGACGCUGUGCGUGCUUGGCCAGGUGGUUUCGGCAGCUCCAAGCUUGGUGCCAAUUAUGGACCUACCCUUCGCGAACACUCCAUUGCCCAGAAGGAUGGUUACGACCAAGUUCUUUGGCUUUUUGGUGAGGAGGAGCGUCUUGUCACCGAAGCUGGUGCUUCCAACUUUGUUGCUGUUUGGAAGAAUGCCAAAUCUGGUGCCGUCGAAGUGGUUACUUGCUCUUUAGAAACCAAUCUUAUUCUUCCUGGUAUUAACCGUCGUUCAGCCAUUGAGUACCUGCGUGCAGAAAACAAGACCGUUUUAGAGACAAAGUUUUCUAUUGACGAUCUUGACAAAGCUGCUGAGGAGGGCCGUCUGCUCGAAGCUUUUGCUAUUGGAACUGCUUUCUUUGUGGCUCCUGUCAAGGAGAUCCGUACUCCUGAAGGCAAGUCUGUGUCUGUGCCUUUGCCCUCGCUUGAGGAUGGCAGCAUUGCUCUUGAGCUUCGCAAGCAUUUUAGUGGACUCAUGUAUGACAACUACACCGAGGCUCAUCCUUGGGUUGUUGUCAUUCCCAAAGACAAUUAA